AUGGCGACGGCCAAGUCCCCUCUCACCUCACCACCCCAAGCGCAACCUCAGCAACCUCUUCACCUCCACAACCAAGCCUCUUCUGCCACCACUCUCGAGCGCUCGGGAUCGCAGUCAAUUGCCAGGACCCCUAGCCAGUCCAGCGGUUAUUUCCCGCGCUACAACCACCAGCAGCAGCAAUCGCAUCUCCAGGACCAUCCGUACUCCCCCGAGGAUCCUCACCACUACAACGCAAACCACUUUGCCGACGGCCACGACGACCCGACCAGGCUCAACACCAUUGCAAACUCGCGCAUCGUGUCCCCCGGAUCGCAACACGAGCCCCAGCGCGGUCGCAGCACCACGCCCCUCCCUGCUCCCGUCGCCCAGCGACCGACAAAGUUCACCGAGGAGUGGGACGCCAGCCAGCGCGGCAGCUCCAUCAUGAUGGACGGCGAGGCCAGCACCCGCACCCUGCAGCGGUCUGCCUCCGUCUCCGGCGGCUCCGUCGGCGGCCAGGACCACGAGACCUCCUCUCAGCUGCCCUCGCGGGGCAACACUCUUAAGAAGAAGGCCAGCCUGCGGAGGGGCGGCAGCCUCCGCCGCAGCAGCAGCCGGCGCAGCAUGAAGGCCGGCAGUGUCAAGAGCCUGGCCCUGCAGAGCAACACCGACCCGGACGAGAUCCAGAGCGCCUUUUACUGCCCCGUGCCUACCUCGGGAAAUCCCACCGAGGCCCUGGCCAACCGCUUCCAAUCCUGGCGCAAGAUCCUCAAAGAUCUCAUCGCCUACUUCCGAGAGAUCCAGACGCACUACGAGCACAAGUCCAAGUCUCUGCUCAAGCUCGCCAAUGUCUUGAACAACACCUCGACCCCGGCCGGCUUCCUGACGACGGGCGGCCUCGACGAGGCCCUGCAGGUCCUCCGCGGCUACAACAAGCAGGCCAUUCUCGAAGCGAACAAGGCGCGCGAGAUUGAAGAGGACGUCAUCCUCGCCCUCAUCGGCCUGCGCAGUGACCUCCACCAGAAGAUCAAGGAGAUCAAGAACCUGUCUGGCGAUUUCAAGAACUCGGUGGAAAAGGAGAUGGACGGCACCAAGAGGGCCGUCAAGACGCUCCAGGACGUCCUCGGCCAGAGCGACCUCGACUCUUCUCUGGCGACCGGCAAGCAGGACCCCUAUCUGCUGCGUCUCGCCGUGGACAGGCAGCUCGAGAGACAAAUUGACGAGGAGAACUACCUGCACCAGGCCUAUCUGAACCUGGAGAGCUCGGGCCGAGAGCUCGAGUCUAUUGUCGUCGGCGAGAUCCAAAAGUCGUACAAUGCUUAUGCUGGCAUCCUGAAGCGAGAGGCCGACGCGGCCUGGACCGCCAUCGAGGAACUGCGCGUCGGGCCCAUCGCCAUGCCCAAGGACCACGAGUGGACCAUGUUUGUGCAGCAGGACGACAAGUUUGUCGACCCCGAAAUCCCUAUCCGGCAGUUCCAGUACGUCCACUACCCCGGCCGCGACCACUACGCCUGUCAAGAGGUCCGCGCCGGGCUGCUGGAGCGCAAGAGCAAGUAUCUCAAGAGCUAUACGGCUGGCUGGUACGUGCUGUCGCCGACCCAUCUCCACGAAUUCAAGUCGGCAGAUAAGACGCAAGCGCCGGUCAUGUCGCUGUACCUGCCGGAGCAGAAGCUCGGCUCCCAUUCGACCGGCGAGGGAUCCUCCAACAAGUUCAUCCUCAAGGGGCGGCAGACGGGCUCGAUGCACCGCGGGCACACCUGGGUCUUCCGGGCCGAGAGCCACGACACGAUGAUGGCGUGGUACGAGGACAUCAAGGCCCUGACCGAGAAGACGCCGCAGGAGCGCAGCGAGUUUGUGCGCGGACACUCGCGCAGCUUCAGCCGCUCGUCGCAGCGGUCGGUCAGCAGCGACGGCGUCGUCGACGAGGAGGACGAAGAGCCCUUUGCGGUGGAUGCCGAGGCCGCCAAGCAGCACCCGAGGCAGGAAUCGCUCCCGAGACGACCUUCACCAGGUGGGCGCUUCCCAUCUGAUCUCCAGGUAAACGCACAACGAGGCUUACAGGCGCCCCACUCUCCGGGUAGUGUGAGUUCCGAGAACAACAACGUCUACAACAGCAACAACGCCGCCGUGGUCGACAGCGAGAAUCCCGACCGCGACGUGAUUGCGGCGGCAGGCGCGCUCCCUGGUAGCGGCAUCGGCGGGCAGGCCGGGCUGGACGGCCGGCCGCAGCAGGACAACCAGCAGCAUUUCGGUUACGGAGCGACGCCGCAGACCCCCAUGAACGAGGCGCCUUCGCACGCGGCCAUGAUCAACCGCGAGGCCCAGCAGGACGGGGUCAACCCCUAUACGAGCGAGCCGAUCGAGCAGCAGACAAGCACGAAUGAUGGGAACCCAGGCGUUGAGGAGCGACACCAGCAGCUCAGCGAGCACGAACGAGCGAAUUUAGGCAUGAUCAUCGGCGGCCCGAGACCUGUUCAGCAGCGACAGGAGGAUUCGAUGCACCGAGAGGUGGACGGCGAGGGAUUUGGGUAUCCAUCGGAGGAGAAGGAGGUGGCGUCAUCGGCUGCCAACAACAAUGCUGCCUACAUGGCGACUGGGGCUGGGGCUGGUGCCGUGGCGGGGGCCGCGUACGGUGCUUCGGGUCUCGAGCAGCAGCGCAUGUCUACGGCGACUGACCUGACCGCCACCUCACUGGGGACCGCCGAUCUCAACACUCCUGGUGAUGAAGCCGGCGGUCUCAUGGUCAACGGCUCCUCUCAACCGACAAAGGCGGCGCGACCCGUCUCGGGGACCGCGAGGAACGACAGCGUGCCCACCAUCUCACACCUGCACAUCCCCGGGGAGUAUCCCAAGUCUACACCUCACUGA
Molecule: messenger RNA, 2847 nt
Organism: Thyridium curvatum
Lineage: Eukaryota; Fungi; Ascomycota; Sordariomycetes; Thyridiales; Thyridiaceae
Exons: 4
Coding region: 1-2847 (948 amino acids)
Source: RefSeq, a predicted model, not a curated record